AUGACUUAUACUUGCCAAACAUGCUCUCUUACACUGGAAGAGCUAGGAAAACAUCUAUCUCAAACGCGCCACAAGAAAGUCAAAUAUGACCCUUUGGACGAAAUCGUGGAGUGUGAGGAAUGUGGGAAUGACAAUAUUCACUUGAUCCACUUGCUCCGAUUUGGUCUUUCAGACAUGGCCUUGCUCUGUUCGGAUUGUAUAAAAGGACCGCAUGAAUCUGCUCUGGCAGAAUAUACUCUCAAUAAUGGUUCUCUUUUGGUAAAGUUGCCCCAGUAUUAUACUUUCAGAGAUAUCGAAUGUAAGGCAUGCCACAAGGAAACGAGUUUGUUUGUUGGACGAGAAGGCGAUAAGGUCAUUCUCUAUUGUUCUCUGUGCUUGGAAAAGCACCAGAAUGAGCACAGAAACGUCCGCUUCAUCAGCGAGGACGAUGACAAGUUUUUGUCUGUUCUUCUAGGCAUCACGGAACAUGUUCCCAAGACCAGUCGCAAACACAACAAGCGCAAAGUGGGUCGGAAAGGUGGGCGGGCCAAGCGAGAGUCACUGAAACCAGAAGAUCCAGAGGCAGCCCAGAGAAGAGCUCAUUACGAGAACAAAAAGGCCACAGAGGCUGCGUUGAAGUCGGGUAAAACCAUCAAAGCUGUAGGUUCUGGAGGAUCGACACCAGUGGUUUCAAAAACGUCCACCCCUGCUGUUUCUCGUUCUUCGACUCCAAAGCCUGUUGCCAAUGGAACCAAGAAGUCUGGAAAAUCUGAAUUAUCAGGUAAACGGGAUGCAAAUGUUGGUAGGGCCGAGCCUAAGCGAAAAGAGACACCUAAAGGGAAGUCUAAGGACGGAAAGGCCAAAGAGAAGGCUAAAGAGGAGCCAAAGGAGAAGCUUAACGAGAAGCCUAAAGAAAAACCAAAAGAGAAACCUAGAGAUAGCAAACCUAGCGAGAAAUCCAAAACUGGAAAGACAAAAGAUGCCAAACCUGCCCCAAAAUCUGAAAAUGGUAAAUCCAAAGACAAGUCCAAGGGAGACAAAUCGUUGAAGGAUAUACCCAAUGGCAAACCUAGAGACAAGUCUGAUCUGAAAACUGGCACAGCAAGUCUCAAAGGUAAGAAGAGUCUCGAUCUGGAUAAAAAGUCUCUAUCGACUGGUCUGCCAGAAACGCCGCUGACUGACACUUCCAAGGUUUCGAAAGCUUCGAAAAAGAAAGCAGAAACGGAAAAGCGAACGAAUGAAAAAUCCCAAAAACCUGACAAAGCACCACCGAAGAAUCCGCCUCAAACUCAAAAGGGUAAAGAGAGCUCAGAAAACUCAAAGGAAAGUACACCUGUCUUAAAGCUUCCACCAGGAAUCAAGAAAUAUGAACCUUCUUCUAAGCCAAAACUUACCUUUGAUUCCAUGAAUGAGUACUUCAAUGAGAUGUGUUACAAUUUGUUUUUGGAAGAGAAGGCCAGUUUAUCAACAAGUUCUAACACCAUACUCACAGCUAACGAGUUCGAACUUGAAUGGUAUGCUGAUCAAGAUAAGAAACACAAACAGUUCAAAUUCAGUAUCGUGAUGACUCCCGAGUUCAUGGACAGAUUUGUUUCGAAAAAAAUGCAGGCUUUGAAGAAAAUGCCCUUUUCAGUUAACCAGUCCGUUUUCUUGAUUUUGGGCGAUGACAUUCCUUGGUACGGUAACAUAGUUCUCUGUGAAGUAGAAAAGCCAAAGGGACCAAAGGGAAAGAAAGGUUUCAAGAAGGGGCGCCGGCCAGGCCCGUCAUCGAAAACCGAUACACUUGAUAUUAUUGUUGAGCUUUACAGUUGGAACAACAUGCCUCUACCAUUGACGGUGGAUGCUAGCCUCCUUCGGAUUCUUCCAGUGUCCAUUCCUGUGAGUCGUGUGUUCUUGGCCAUGUCCAGAAUCGAAAACCCCAAAUUCAUAGAUAUGAUCUUGGGCAAAAAACCGAUUAAGCAGAUCGUGUUCAAGAACUUCUUGAAGUUCACGAAAGAUACUUUCAACGACUCGCAAAAGGUUGCGAUUCAGUCCGUCUUGAAUAACUCAAUUACUGUUUUGCAAGGUCCCCCUGGUACAGGUAAAACGUCCACCAUUUACGAAAUCAUACUUCAACUUUUGGAAAACCUCAACACUUUCCCGAUUCUCGUGGUUGCUGCUUCAAAUAUUGCCAUUGAUAAUAUUGCUGAAAAGUUGUUACCCAAGCACGAGAAAUCGAUUUUGCGGAUUGUAUCGAAUGAAAAAGAACCAGAAUAUAAUAGAGAGCAUCCUUUAUCAUCAAUUUGCUUGCAUCACAAAGUAUUUGAUGGGUUACCUUUGCAUUUCCAAGAGACCAUUCGCGAGAUGAGACGUCCCGGUUCGUCUAUCAGCCAGAACCAAUACAAAAAACUCUUGACAGCACAGAUUGACUACACCAAUAAGCUAAUUUCGCUGGCCCGAGUUAUUUUCACCACGACGGUUGUUGCUGGCGGAAACCAGUUGAAACCCGUUCAAAAAAUGCCAGUGGUGAUAAUGGACGAAGCCACUCAAUCAUCCGAGCCUACAACAUUGAUUCCGCUUUCAAUGCCUGGAGUCGAAAAGUUCGUUUUUGUGGGAGAUCAAAAACAAUUGAGUAGUUUCAGUCAGGUACCUAACUUAUCCCUUUCCUUAUUUGAGAGAAUCCUUUUGAAUGGCUCUUACAAAACACCUCAUAUGCUUGACACACAGUACCGUAUGCAUCCUGCCAUCAGCGCAUUUCCAAGAAAAAAGUUUUACGGCGGAUUGCUUAAAGACGGCAUCACUGCAGCUGAUAGAACCAAGCCAAAUAUCCCGGCUAAUCCUGUACUCUUUUGGGACACUUGCGGCAAGGCUCGUGAAGGAACGGUUCGGGCUAGAUUUAGAGAGGAUAAUGGCUUAACUUAUGCCAACAGAGGAGAAAUCGAUUAUGUCGAGAAGGUCUUAACGGCAUUGAUUUAUGAAAAAGGCAUCGAGAGAAAGGAUAUUGGUGUAAUCACUCCAUACAGAGGCCAGCGUGAUAUGAUGUCUUCGACCUUAGUGAAGAACGAUAUGAUCAACCCGGAAAAAGUGGAGGUGCAGAUAGAAGUUGAUCGAGACGAUUUCUUCAACGAAUCGAAACCCAUUACCAUUCACAUGGUUUCUGACAUCAUGAUUGCUUCCAUCGACGCAUUCCAAGGCAGAGAAAAAGAUUUCCUUGUCAUGUCUUGUGUGAGGUCCAACGAGCAAAACAAAAUUGGCUUUUUGAAUGAUGCAAGAAGAAUGAACGUGGCAUUAACGAGAGCAAAGUACGGUUUGAUCUUGAUUGGUGACAUGGAGUGUUUGAGUCGGUCCGACCCGUUGUGGAAUGAGUACAUCGAAACUUUGAAAGCCAACAAUUGUAUCUUGACAGGUGACAAUUUCAACUAUUCUUAG
Molecule: messenger RNA, 3387 nt
Organism: Clavispora lusitaniae ATCC 42720
Lineage: Eukaryota; Fungi; Ascomycota; Pichiomycetes; Serinales; Metschnikowiaceae
Product: RNA helicase
Biological process (GO): nuclear-transcribed mRNA catabolic process, nonsense-mediated decay
Cellular component (GO): cytoplasm
Molecular function (GO): RNA helicase activity
Source: RefSeq, a predicted model, not a curated record